UCAGAAGCAAGCGGGCGUUCUUCAAACUGCAAACACAAAUUGUCUCAGCCAUGCUACAAUGAUGUUGAAAUGUUUGAGAGGUCGGACACAGGCGAGAGCGUAUCGGGAGAUGGAGAUCAACAAGACCUCCCUCGUCCUUGGCCUGAUCUCAAAACAUAGAAACUAACUCCCUUGGUUUUCUUGGUCAUAAAUACAUUAAGCAACUGAAUGUACAUGAGCUCAUUUUUGUACUAUAUGAUUCUAACACUGAUAUAAACAAACUAAAACCCUCAGAAAGACUCAGGAAUGUUCACAGCGUAAACCUGAACAAAGUUAUUACGAUUAUUAUGCUAUGUUUAUAAAAAUCUUUUAAUAUAAACAUUUUUUAAAUAUUUGCUCUAAAUUAGAAAACACAAACUACAUAAAAUCCAAAAUCUCUAUCAGCAGCGAUAACUACUGUAAUUAUAAACUGCAAUAUGCAUUGAAAUAUCCAAGAUGUAUUUAACUGUCUGUCACAUCACCAUUAUUGAAUAAUAAUUGUACUGUGAUAUACUGAUAUUGAAUUGUUGCCCUACUCUUAUAUAAUUAAAGAUUAUCCAAGGGUAUAAUAGAAGAUAUAUGAUUUAUAUUCAUAUAUCUUGUUGGACCUUAUUGUCAAUCAUAAAAAAUCCACCUUUUUGGCUGAUAGCCUGCCAGCUCAUUAUUUAUCCAACAUUAUAAGAGAAAUGAGCCAUCGUGUUCUUCUGUGCUGUAGUUGGGAAGUGAGCCCACAGCCCCAUGUCUGCGGAGGCUUCAGUCGGCCGUCAUGAUGGCGACUCCGUCCAGUCUGCCGUUCCCCCGCCCGCCUGCCGCAGCACAGAUGAGCGCAGAAAUCCGGGUCUGAUGGGGAGCAAGUACGUCAAGCUGAAUGUUGGUGGCUCCAUACAUUAUACGACCAUCCAGACGCUAAGCAAAGAGGACAGUCUUCUGCGAAGCAUUUGCACCGGAGCAACAGAUGUUACCAUAGACUCUGAAGGUUGGGUGGUUUUGGAAAGGUCCGGCAGACAUUUUGGGUUGGUGUUGAACUUCCUGCGCGAUGGCUCGGUACCACUUCCAGAAGACCACAGAGAACUUGAUGAGGUCCUGAAGGAGGCCCAGUACUACAGAGUACAGGGACUCGUCCAGCACUGCCUCACUGCCAUGCAGGUAGGAGGAAGAACUGAGGUUUUUAUUGACAAGAGCUGCAUGCAGAUAAAGAAAAAAGAAAAAAAAAGUGAAAAUAGUUUGUUUUUAUCAUACUUAACGUAUUAGUCAAUGUGUUGAGCUAUUUUGGACUUUUUCAUUGGGCAGGGUUAGUUAUUGCCUAUUUAUUCAUUUUAUUCAUUAUGUGUCCUGUAAUAAUAACUAACUGGACAGUUUACUUUUAUUAUAGAUAUUGCAGAAGUAACUGCUUUGUCUCCAUUGAACUGUUAAAAGGAAACCUGCUCUGGAAUUUUACUUAAACUGUCAACAGAAAAGUUCAGUUCCGGACUUUUAUGUUCAGCAACAUUUUGCUUAAUAUUGCCAAUAUGUUCUGGUCCUUUUGCAGUCUUGCUGAUUUUUAUUGUUUUUAUGUUUGUAUAAAGAAUUGUGCUAUUGCAAGUCAAUCUUAACACUUGGGGGGCUGUUUAAAUUGGUUUGAGUGAAUUCUAAAAGGUUUGCAGAAUAUUAACCACUUGAGUGUUACUUUAGUCAACUUUUCUCAGGUACUGAAUUAGGCCAUGACAAAAAACCGAUUCAAUUAAUUAAUUUGAAUUUCUUGUUGCAAAUGAUUAAAAUAAAAGAUUGUUUUGUUAAACGCUGCAAUUUUGGCUCCCUGGAGCUUCCAGAGCUGUAGUAUUACUCAAUGGUGCAUUUCGGUAAACGACAACAUGGCUACUAGUGAGAGUGGGAAGUUAGUCCUUAAAAAAAGGAAUAAAAUCAUCUGUUGUUUGGAACUGGUUUGGGUUUGCUGCAACAGAUGUAGAGCAAGAAACCCCACGCAUAUGGAGGACCAACUCUGCCAUAUUUAAAAAUAAAUACAGAAAUAAAUAAAUGCUCAAUAAAUAUAUAAGCAAAUAU
This is a messenger RNA of Cyprinodon variegatus (sheepshead minnow), 2058 nucleotides long. RefSeq names its product BTB/POZ domain-containing adapter for CUL3-mediated RhoA degradation protein 3-like. Gene Ontology annotation, biological process: negative regulation of Rho protein signal transduction; proteasome-mediated ubiquitin-dependent protein catabolic process; protein homooligomerization. Gene Ontology annotation, cellular component: Cul3-RING ubiquitin ligase complex. The record is from RefSeq and is a predicted model, not a curated record. Bases 757 to 1269 code for a protein of 170 amino acids. Lineage: Eukaryota; Metazoa; Chordata; Actinopteri; Cyprinodontiformes; Cyprinodontidae. Gene Ontology annotation, molecular function: protein binding; ubiquitin-protein transferase activity. The transcript is spliced from 2 exons.